Molecule: messenger RNA, 1686 nt
Organism: Anthostomella pinea
Lineage: Eukaryota; Fungi; Ascomycota; Sordariomycetes; Xylariales; Xylariaceae
Source: the annotation of a GenBank genome assembly
AUGGCUGUUGAUACAGGUCCCGGCCUCAGUGGCCGUUCCUCCGAUAAGACUUCGGAGGAAAGACCGAGCAUAAAGCAAGAAGAACACGAUAUGGUAGACGAACGACAGAUACCGUCUAAAGACCAGAACAAGAUGGUCUAUCUUCAAGGUGCUCAAUUCUGGUCCAUCGUUAUAUCCAUUGCGAUAAUGAUGUUCAUCACGAACCUCGAGGUUCCCGUCGUGACUACGGCUUUGGUUGCCAUCACGGAUGACUUGGGUGGUUUCGACAGCGUCGGCUGGGUCGUCGCUAGCUACUUGCUUGGAUACGUAGCUGUCAUUGUUAUUUGCGCCAAGUUCAGUGACAUCUUUGGUCGGAAGCUGGUCUUCUUGCUCUCCAUCGCAUGGUUCAUCAUCUUUUCUGCGGCUUGCGCUGCUUCACAGACCAUGGUACAGCUGAUUGUCUUUCGGGCGUUCCAGGGCCUUGGUGGUGGUGGUUGCUUCUCCCUCUGCACGAUCCUGAUUACCGAGCUCGUUCCUGCGGAGAGCUAUACACAGUUUGUAUCCAACAUAUCGCUCUCCAAUGCUCUGGCGCUCUUGCUAGGGCCCAUCAUCGGUGGCGCGAUAGCUACUCACACCACCUGGAGGUGGAUCUUCAUCAUCAACGUUCCAAUAGCAGUACCCGCCUUCGUGGUGGCAUUGCUCGCUAUUCCCAAAGACUUCCCGCACCACGGCCGACUCAGUAGCCAGCCAAUGGGCAUGAAGCAUCUGUUGUCGAAGGCCACGCUUGAUCGUGUUGAUAUUCCAGGGACUGCUCUCAUCCUCUGUGCAACGCUGGCUCUGACAGCUGGCUUCGAGGAGGCCGACAAGAAGUUUCCUUGGAAGUCUGCGUACGUCAUCACCUUAUUGACCGUGGCGGGACUUCUGUGGAUUGCCCUCGUCCUCUGGGAGCGGUACGUAACGAUUUCGGACAAGAUCCGAGAGCCUGUGCUGCCUUGGAGGUUCCUUACGAACCGGCAGAUGAUAGGCAUACUAUUAAACUUCUUCUUCCUGGGCGGUCCUACCAUCAUUGGCAUGUUCAUCAUCCCUCAGAGAUACGAGCUGGUGUACGGGAUCUCCGGUCUCGACGCUGGCGUUAGGCUCAUACCCUUCACGAUUACCAUUGCGGCUGGCUCAAUCUUCGCAUCUAUUCUGGCAGGCAAACUGAAGGUCCCCCCAAUGUACCUUGUCCUGCUAGGGUCUAGUCUCCAAAUCAUCGGGUUCGCUUUGCUAGGCACACUACCUUCGACUCUCCACAUACCUGCGCGCAUGUAUGGCUACGAGAUCAUCACUGGAUGGGGCUGCGGGAUAAACUUCUCGCUACUCUUCAUCAUGAUCCCUUGGGUGAUUGAGGGACGCGAUCGCGCUUCGGGCAUGGGUGCUGGCGCCCAGUUCAGAAUGAUGGGCAGUGCUGUAAUCCUGGCAAUCUCAACCUCGGUCUUCAACACCUAUACGCGACCAAUCCUUCAGAAACUUCUAGGUGUCUCGGACUCGGACUCUCUCAUCCAGUCGGGGGCUUCCUUGGCUUCGCUGCCUCAAGCGCUGCAAGAUCAGGUCCGGUACACACUCGGCGAAGGGUACAAUCGACAGAUCCUUGUUCUGUGUGUUUCGGCUGCCUUGCAGAUUCCGUUUACCCUCUUGAUGUGGAAGAAGAAGCAGCUUGUGAUUUGA